This is a messenger RNA of Amorphotheca resinae ATCC 22711, 354 nucleotides long. RefSeq lists its product as hypothetical. NCBI's taxonomy places the organism in Eukaryota, Fungi, Ascomycota, Leotiomycetes, Helotiales, Amorphothecaceae. The record is from RefSeq and is a predicted model, not a curated record. The coding region runs from base 1 to 354 and encodes 117 amino acids. The transcript has 3 exons.
AUGUCCCAAAUCCGUGGAAUCUUCCCACUUUUCUUAGCCACGGCCUUUGGCAUUGGGAAUGGAAUAUGGGUUUUUGGCCCAGCUUUCAAAGAACAGCAGCGGGAGAAACAAGAGCAAGCACAAAAGGCUCUAGAAGUUGCUCGUCAUUCCGAAGCAGGGGAGGUACAAACAUUAAGGGAAGCUGAAGCAGCGGCUAGUCGGAAAAUUGCAACAGAGUCUGCUUUGAGGGCAGAUAAUCCGUCAAAAUCUUGGUGGCCGAGUCUCAGUCUCUGGUCGAAGGAAACGAAGGCCGGCAUUGGAAAGUCUGAUGAUACGACCCCAACGAAGGGCAAUGAUAUGGAGAAAGAAAACUGA